UAGUUGUUGUUUAUAUUUUUAUCUUGUUUAUUUUAUUUUGAAUUUAUAUUUCGAAAAAGACUUUGUGUUGAAUCGUUUGCUUUUGGCAAAUUCAGUGUGGCUCGUGUCUUCAAAGUGUUCUGUCACGUUUAAGCGGUUUUCUUACUUGAACGUGUUUAGUAAAAAAAAAUUUGGUGAAAUAAAAUUGAAAGGAUUACUUCGCUGGUUGUUGAAGAGGUCCCCUCUAAUAUUAUUUACAAUGCUUUCAAAUCUAAAUUAUUUACUAGUCACUGCCACCUGUUUUGUUAGUAUAUGCACGGCGAUAAGAGUUGACUGGAAUACGAAUACUGGUCCCAUAAUACCACCAACACCUAGAACUACCGUUAGACCGAUGCCACCAUUUAGAGAACCCGCGCCGGUGUGGGAGGAUCUAAGUAAUGAUAUACCCAAUCCAAAUCCCUACAUUUAUGUGCCACCACCACCUUCACGUCCUAAACAACGUCUGAACACAAAUAUCAACUAUAAUCUCAACAGCAACAACAACUAUGGCAGCCUUGUAACACCACAAAAUGCAAACUCCUACUAUCAACAGAACAACAACUCGCCUUCAGUAGCAAGUUUGUCACCACAAUAUAUACCCAACGUGGGUACAAGAUAUGUGGCAGUAGUACCAACUACUUCAACAACUACAACAAAAUCUUCAUUUGCCACCAACAAAUAUGCCCAAACAUCAUCAUCAGCAAAUGCACUUUCACCGGAUGAUAAAACUUCGUAUAAAUUGCAAGGCAAAUACAAUGUCAAAACGAAAAAAUACAAAGCAUACGAGAAGGUCAAAUAUGUGCCACUUAAUUAUUAUUCUACAUUCAAGCCCAGCAAUAAAACAACUGAGGCUCCAGCAUCCGGGAAUAAACAGCUAAAUAAACAGGAACUGCCUGCUGUCAACAUAAAACAACAAUGGUCUUCUCCUUUCAUUUCCAAAACUACCACCAUGAAUCCAAUUAAAAAAUCCACCACGCCUUCCACCAAGUCCUAUACCAAGCAUGUAUAUGUUAAGGAUACGACGGUUAAGUCAAAGGCAAAAUUCAGUGACUCUGUAGAUAAGGCCAAGAAAAGUUGAAUUAGUUGUUAAAGAUAAACAAUAACUAUUCUAGAAUUAAAAUUGUUAUUAUUUUUUAUAUAUUUUCUUAUUAUUUUAAAUUCUCAAAUUAUGAGCACAAAUAAUAGAGAUAAAAUAUACAAAAAAUAUUAUUAAAAUUUAUAUUGCUUUAAUGAACGUUGUUGUGAAGAAUUCAGUUUGAAGUUAAGAAAAACUAUUAUUGCCAUAUUUGUAUUGGUAUAAAAGCAAAAUUGGAAAUUGCAUACAAAAAUAUUAAAUUAAUUUGUAAAUAAAACAAGCACAGUGUAUGAUAAUAUUAA
This is a messenger RNA of Lucilia cuprina (Australian sheep blowfly), 1395 nucleotides long. RefSeq names its product 3-phosphoinositide-dependent protein kinase B (gene GV1). The coding region runs from base 239 to 1096 and encodes 285 amino acids. Lineage: Eukaryota; Metazoa; Arthropoda; Insecta; Diptera; Calliphoridae. The record is from RefSeq and is a predicted model, not a curated record. The transcript has 5 exons.